Triticum aestivum (bread wheat) is the source of this 1119-nucleotide messenger RNA. RefSeq lists its product as uncharacterized. NCBI's taxonomy places the organism in Eukaryota, Viridiplantae, Streptophyta, Magnoliopsida, Poales, Poaceae. The transcript has 2 exons. The coding region runs from base 1 to 981 and encodes 326 amino acids. The record is from RefSeq and is a predicted model, not a curated record. Gene Ontology annotation, molecular function: zinc ion binding; nucleic acid binding.
AUGAGGCAUCUUGUUGCAAAUUUUGGAAAAAAAUUCAAGGGCAAGGUCUAUGAUGAUAAUCUUUGGCCAGCAAGCUUGACUUACAGUUCUAGGAAGCACAAUUGGCAUAUGAAGCAGAUCCUUGCUAAGAAGAGUGUUCAAAAAUAUAUGGGUGAACACCACACAAAGAUAUGUUAUAGAAGCAAGUUCAAUGAAAUCUGCAAGGUUGACUACGUCAAUAACAACCGCGCAGAGUCAUUUAAUAGCAAAGUCAGGAAAAUUAAGGCUCUUCUUAUUGUUGACAUGUUGGACAAGAUUAGGCAGAUGAUAAUGCAGAAGUUUGAUUUGCGGAUGAAGAUAGCAUUAGAAAAAUGGCUUGGCCAUCUUAUAAUACCAAGUGUGAUAAAGGCACUACAUGCCAAAUCCAAAGGACUGAAGAUGAAGGUAGUUAGACGCAGUGAUGUUGAGGCAGAAAUUACUGCAGUCGACAAAGAAAAUAGGGAGUGGAGGUACCCUGUUGACAUAGCCAAGGAAACAUGUAGCUGCAGGCAAUGGCAAGUCAAGGGUUUGCCAUGUAUCCAUGCUCUAUAUUUCAUUACUUCACUAAGAGGUCCGGUAUCAGAAAUUGAACCUUAUGUACAUGAGUUCUACUCCAUUGCAAAAUUCAAGGCUGCGUAUGCAGACAACAUACCUACAAUGGUAGGCAAGCAACAAUGGGACAUUGUUAACCCUGGCUUCAAACUACAAGCUCCAGUGUUGAGGAGGCCAAAAGGACGACAGCGGAAGACUAGAAUCAGAUCUAGUACUGAAGGUGCUGGCCUUGGCCCUAGGAAAAGGAAGUGCAAGCGUUGCGGAGGCUUCGGCCACAUAGCGAGAAUUUGCAAAAAUCCAGUUGACCCAGCAUUUGGAGAAGAUGAGGCUGACCUACAUGCUGGAGAUGCCCCUUUUGUGGCCGGAGAAGGCGACCCUGAGCCAUCCGUGGUUGCAAGUUCUGCGGGGUAACUCCAAAACCUGUGCUUUCUAUAUUUCAACAUCCAUGGCUACAUUGCUACAUUCAUGCAUUUUCAACAUUCUGUCCUAUAAUCUGAGUCGUCAAAGACUAAUUUUACUUCCCACUUCCUAAAGAAUUUGAUUACAUGU